Molecule: messenger RNA, 3528 nt
Organism: Orcinus orca (killer whale)
Lineage: Eukaryota; Metazoa; Chordata; Mammalia; Artiodactyla; Delphinidae
Gene: NCAPH2
Product: non-SMC condensin II complex subunit H2
Exons: 19
Coding region: 118-1950 (610 amino acids)
Biological process (GO): mitotic sister chromatid separation; meiotic chromosome condensation
Cellular component (GO): nucleus; condensin complex
Molecular function (GO): chromatin binding
Source: RefSeq, a predicted model, not a curated record
UACGUAUUUUCCUGGGCGGGGACAGUAAAAUGGCGCCAGAACUAGUGGCGGGCUGAGCACACUGGGUCAUUCGAAGCUGGCCCUGCGGUCCCCGGGCCGACCCGGCCCCUCCCGGACAUGGAGGACGUGGAGGCGCGCUUCGCUCACCUCCUGCAGCCCAUCCGCGACCUCACCAAGAACUGGGAGGUGGAUGUGGCGGCCCAGCUGGGCGAAUAUCUUGAGGAGCUGGACCAGAUCUGCAUUUCUUUUGACGAAGGCAAAACCACAAUGAACUUCAUUGAGGCAGCACUGCUGAUCCAGGGCUCCGCUUGUGUCUACAGUAAGAAGGUGGAAUAUCUCUACUCGCUGGUCUACCAGGCUCUUGAUUUCAUCUCUGGCAAGAAGCGGGCCAAGCAGCUCUCCUGUGAGCGGGAAGACGGGCCCAUUGGGGAUGCCGGCUCCAGGGCCCCCCAGGAAGUGGAGUAUGAGUUCCUGUCGUUGGAUGACCUCUCUGAUUCCCGUGCUAACGUGGAUCUGAGGAGUGACCAGGCCUCUAGUGAGACCCUCAUCGUCCCCCUCCUGCCCAUGGCCCUGGUAGCCCCUGAUGAGAUGGAGAAGUAUAAUAACCCCCUGUACAGCUGUCGGGGGGAGGUCCUGGCCAGCCGGAAGGAUUUUAGGAUGAAUACAUGCACCCCCCACCCCAGAGGAGCCUUCAUGUUGGAGCCGGUGGGCAUGUCCCCCACGGGGGCACUGCUGCCGAGGAACCAGAAGGAGGCCUCUGGGAGGGCUGAGGAGCAGCCAGUGGAAGUCUCUGUGCGCAGGAGUCCAGUCCCGCUGCUCAGCGCCUCCCAGGAGCCAGGCACCACUCCAGAAGGCCCAGUGCCCGGAGGUGGGGGUGAAGAAGAGGAUACAGAGUGGGCAGCAGAGCCCCCCGAGGCCUCGGCCCCUGAGGUCCCGAUGGAGCCGCAGGAGCCCAGGAGCCCAGAGCAGAGUGCGGCCCAGCCCAGGAGGUGUGCACUACGGGAGCGAAGGGAGGCCCUGGAGCCUGCGUCCCGGCUGAAGGAGACCCCAGACCCCUGGCAGGGCCUGGACCCCUUCGACUCCCUGGACGCUAAGCCCUUCAGGAAAGGUAGGCCCUACUCUGUGCCCCCCAGUGUGGAGGAGGCUCCAGGACAGAAGCGUAAGAGGAAGGGUACCGUCAAGCUGCAGGACUUCCACCAGUGGUACCUGGCUGCCUAUGCUGACCACGCUGACAGCAGGAGGCCCCGGCGAAAGGGCCCUUCCUUUGCAGACAUGGAGGUCCUGUACUGGAGACACGUGAAGGAGCAGCUGGAGACCCUCCGGAAGCUGCAGAGGAGGGAGGCGGCUGAGCGGUGGCUGCCGAGGGCUCAGGAGGAACCGUGGCCCGCGGAGGAGGACCGGCUGGAGGACUCCCUGGAGGACCUGGGAGCGGCAGCAGGUGACUUUCUAGAGCCCGAGGAGUACGCAGAGCCUGAGGGGGCCGAGCCUGGGGAAGACGCAGACCUGGAAGCGGAAGCCAUGCCGGCCUCCCUAAGCUACGAGGAGCUGGUCCGAAGGAACGUGGAGCUCUUCAUCGCCACCUCGCAGAAGUUCGUCCAGGAGACAGAGCUGAGCCAGCGCAUCAGGGACUGGGAGGACGUCAUCCAGCCCCUGCUCCAGGAGCAGGAGCAGCAUGUGCCCUUUGACAUCCACACUUACGGGGAUCAGGUAGUCUCAAGGUUCAGCCAGCUCAACCAGUGGUGUCCCUUUGCGGAGUUGGUGGCUGGCCAGCCUGCCUUUGAGGUGUGUCGUUCCAUGCUGGCCUCCCUGCAGCUGGUGAGUGGCCUGGGAGCCUGGGAGGGAAGCGGUCUCUGGUCUCUGCUGACGAUCUGUCUCUACAGGCUAAUGACUACACAGUGGAGAUCACCCAGCAGCCGGGGCUGGAGGCGGCGGUGGAUACCAUGUCCCUGAGACUGCUCACGUACCAGCGGGCCCACAAGCGCUUCCAGACCUACGCUGCCCCCUCCAUGGUCCAGCCCUGAGUGGGGAGCACUGAGACUGGGGUUGGGCCCUGGAGCCCUGUCCCCAGCAGGUGCUGGGCAUGCAUCUGCUCACUCCACUUUGCUUCCUGGCUCGCCCAGCCCAAUAAAGUGUUGCCACCCCGCCAAUCCCUUUAAAAAACCUUUACAAAACUGUUCCGUGUGGAGGAAAGGGCUGUCCAUCCUCUGCACCCCAGGAAGCUACCACGUCUCCAGCCCCUUUCCUGCCGUGGCCUCCAGGGGCUGCUGGUAUAGAUCUCAGGCACACACAGCUCCACCACAUCCUUUUAAUGACCCAGCUCAGUGCAGGACGCUGCGGAAGGCAGCCAUGUGGCGCCGCACACUGUCUGCGACCUGCUCGGCCGACCUGGCCCUGCCGUAGUAGUCUGUGAAGAGGCCGUCAGGGCUGAGCAGGUAGAUGGCGAUGGAAUGGUCCACGAUGUAAUCCUGGUCCUCGUCCUUGGGGCCAGCGCUGUAGUACACGCGGUAGCUGCGGCUCACCUGGGCAACCUGCUCAGCAGAGCCGGUCAGGCCCAGCAGCCUGGGGUGGAAGUCCUGCACAUAGUGGGCCAUGGCCGCCACGUCAUCCCGCUCGGGGUCCACCGUAAUAAAGAUGGGCUGCACGGGGGGCAGGCCAGGCUCCGCCUCCAGCUGCCGCACCACCUGCACCAGCUUCUCCAGUUCCUCGGGGCAGAUGUCAGGGCAGUGAGUGAAGCCGAAGUACAUCAGCACCCACUGGCCCCGGAAGUCAGCUUUGCAGCGAGCCUGGCCCCGGUGAUCCAGCAGGCUGAAGUCACCCUGGCCCACGGCAGCUUGGCGCAGGGCCUCUGUCCGUCGUUGCUGCUGCCACCGCUCCUUCUCGGCUCUCAUGGCCAGCCAGACCCCACCCAGCCCAGCCCCAAUCAAGGCUGUGAUCAGCAACCUAGUUCGUAGCCCAGGGCCCUGGGGCUGGUCCUGCCUUCCCGUCUCUGCAGGGCCCCGCCUUGAUAGGAGCCGGUACCUCACAUGCUGGGCCUCUCCUCCUGGGGUCCUAGGGAGAGCUGGAGGCUUGAGCUGAAAGAGCCUGUGCCAAGCCUUGGGUGCCUGAGCCAGCAACAGCAUGGCCUAAUACUCCUGGAAAAGAGCAAGGGUGUCAGGAGCCAGAAGGUGCCUCGGCCUCCCGGGUCAUACCCCAUCCUGGAGAUGCUGCCAUCUGAGGGACCAGCCCUACACAGGCUCUGCUAGCAGCAGCUGCUCACCUGGCGUCAGAACUGCUUCACCUCUGAAACCUCAAACUCCAGCUUAGGUGUCAUCAAGCGUCCACCCCUGUCCGUCCUGUCCUUUAGCCUGAGAGCCUCAGUCUAUCGCAUCCCACCUGGACCCUGCCCCCCGUCGUGUGCCUGCAGCUCUAACCAGCCCAGCCCUCGCCUGCACCUGAGCGUCUGAGCUGACCAAGAGCAUUCCAAGCGCAUGCCUCGCCCGGAUUCCUGAGCAUAUUUAUCUGUUUGCAAUAAACUCCCAUUUCUUGAAA